GGGGGGAAGAACAGGGGAGAGGGGCUGAGGUAGAGAGAUUCAGAGUAAGAGGACGAAGAGACCACAGACCUCACUUCUUCUGCAGCUUCAGGACAAAAGCUGAGGAACUGAGAAGAGUAGAAGAGAGGGAAAAACAGGAUAUGAAAAGAACAUGACAGAAAGAAAUUGUCAUUAACCGCCCUACGAAGUUCUCUCUUUCCCUCUCUUCCUCCGUCUUUCACCUCUCUCAAUUUAAUCUUAAGUCCACUUCAAUUUCCCCCGAAGGACGCAGUUCUCCCCUCUUCCCUAGACAGAAGGACAGAGGCCCGUUCCUCCUGGUAGGACGACACCAGGAGUUUCCUCUUUCUCUCUGCUCCCCUACUCCCUCCUCGCCCUCCAGAAUGACUCUGCUGGCCUCCGAGAGGUCGCUUCUCAUCAGGAACAAGUUUCGCACAGUCCUGCAGCUGAGGAUUCAAAACCGAAGGCUGAGCGAAAUCAAUGCGGACUCAGGGUUGAAGUCUUCCUGCCCUCAAAAACCAGAAAAGAACCAGAGUGAAGUUCAACGUCCCGCUGACGACGGUGCUGCUCAGAAGUUGCCCCCUGGUGGUCUGAACCCUGAAACGCCACAAGAGAGGACCGUAUGUGGGGCCCAGAGGCAGAGGAAGACUCGUCCCAGUCAGGACCUCACCGAGAGGACCCAACGACCUCCAGCACCUGCAGAGCAACAGCUAGAGUCCACUGUGUCCCCAGAGAACUGUCCUGCCUCUUUCCCCACCGAUGUCUUCGAAGAUGACAUCUCCUCCUCCCCCGUCUCUGAGCACCAUAGCUCUCACCAAUCCCCGACAAUCUCCCCUUUACCAGCUGGACUCCCAGUUGACCAAUCAUUAAGUGACUGCUCAGCUGCGGGACUGACCCUCAGUCAGAGUCCAAGCCACGCUCAGUCUGGUUUGACGUUGCUCCCGGCAACCGUGGGCAUCAGACAACCUCCGAGUGUAACGAGGGGUGAAUCUAACUCCAUGGCAACAACUGGAAGACCAAAUGGGAUGUAUCUGACUUCUCAGGCAACGCCCUUACUGCCAAAGACAGCUCGGCCUCCCAGCCCCGCCUGCUCCUCGUCUCUGCCCCCGCCCUUAAACUUUAACCACCUCGCCCACUCGCGGAAACCACGGGACAUUAAACCCAAAAUGAGAAAGCUCAAAUAUCAUCAGUACAUUCCUCCGGACCAGAGGGGAGCGUCUGGAAACGGAGGUGCUGUGGGAGGAGCCAAACAGCAGAGCCCCACCCCCACCCAGCCUUUAGACCCGGCCUAUUCCCAUCUCCUGACACAGCAGCAGGUGUUUCUCCAGUUUCAAAUCAUGCAGAGCCAACAGCAGCAGCAACUACCACCUCAGCCGCCGCUUCCAGCCGUGUCCAACGGAGAUCACAAUGAUCUGGUGAAGUCUUCUCGAGCCGCGCCACCCAGUCUCCCCCCCGCCGCGGACAUGAGCCCUGCGCCCAAACCUGAGCUUCUUCCAGCCAAUCUGGUUGACUUAACGGUGUCGGAGUUGCGGCAGCAGCUGCGUAAGCGCGGCCUCCCUGUCUCCGGCACCAAGCCUGCGUUGUUGCAGCGGCUUCGUCCCUUCCAGCUUCCGCACGCUUGUCCCGCCCCUGCUCCCAUUUCCGACCCUCCCUGCUCGCUGCUGCAACCAAAUCAGAGCCCCGGCUCAAGCUCCAGCUCCGGUCAGGACUCGCCCUGCGGCAGCCCGAACCAACAGCUGUACGUCCAUGAUGGAGGAAUUCCUAAUGGGAUUCUCAGUGACCCAAACAGAGAUCCAAACGGCGCUUUGAACGUCGUCCCGAAUGCGUUCACAAAUGCUGCAUCAGUCAGUUUGGCAGGUGAACAGUGCCAUCUCACCGGCACUGUCUUCAUGGCUCCCGCCAGCACCGCCUCAGGAACGCCGAGUCCCAGUUUACCCAUGUCGUCCUCCUCACCCCUGCAGUGUGGGACUCUCUGGAAAGUGGAAAACGAACAGCUGCAGCAGCAGGAACUAAGCAUGGGGCUACAGAUGAGGGGACGGAGGAGGAGCAGGCCCUCCUCUAUGUACAUUAGCAAUCAGUCUGGUGAGGGGUCCAUUCAUCCGUUCCUGCAACAGGAUCUAGGAUGCCCUAGGGGGAAGACGGAAGCAAAUGCACAAACAGAGGUGCUGUUUACUCAGCCGUGUGAUGUGAUUGGCCGUGACUUUGAGCUGCCACUGCAGAUUACGGCGAGUCCUGUCCAGACCUCACCUGGCAUUCGGAGCUUGGAGGAAGAACUUCAGGAGGCUAUCCAGAAGGCACAGAUGGACCCUCGACAGUCCAUUGAUGACAUCCUCAAUGAGCCCAUAACUUCUGAAGGCUCUCUUAAUGUCUCUGAUCAUAAAUCCCCUGCCCACUCUGCCCCCAAGCCUCCUUCCCCUCAAACGCAACCGUCUCUUCAGCAGCACGAUGACAACUUCCUGCCCUCGCCUCUCUGCUCUUCUCUCUUGCUGGAGCUUCCUCCUUCUCCAGCUGUAAUCAACCCAAGCCAGGUUGUCCCCGCUCCUCCUCCUCCUCCUCCAAUCUGUAUAUCCCCUCCUCCGUCCACGAGAAAGUCACGAAAACGACGGGCUCCCACGCUGUUUGACGCCGCCGACUGGCUCGAAACCCUAACGUCUGGCAUCUACCCCCUCACCCCGCCUAAAGCUCCCUUUGUUGAGACGGAUUUCAGUCUGGAUUCUGAUCUGAAUGUGAAUCGAGUGCUGGAUCUGUUGAUAGAACAGUGGUGAAGGCACGUGCGUUUGUUUUUUUAUGUGUAGUAGCUGUUUUACUGAUAGUUAUGACCGUAGCAAGACGUUUACAUUCUUUUAGGGCACAGCUUCCAUCUUCAACAGGCUGUCGGAGUCCCCGGCUCCACGCGACGUCGAGGGCAGGUUUCUUUACAGCCGUCCCGUUAGACUUACCCUUAAUGGGACAAAAGUGUUUUCUUCCACCAAUCAGGUUCCAGUGCUAAACCAGAGCUAGCUUUGCACCACUUAUCUGUUUCAUUACUAAAAGCAACAAAACAAAACGGUCCUCCAACCACAAACCUGAACGGGUUUGAAUCUGCAACCCUCCGAUUACACUCCUAACCCCUGAAUCCUUUAGUUUAUACAUUUUUUCAUCAACGCCGGUGCCGAGCUGCGCACACGCGCUGAUGGAGACGUUUUCCUUUCAGACUUCUCCGUUGCCUGGGGAGUGUUGCAAUGACAUUCCCCGCCUGGACAACGGAGGGCGUGCUGCUUUUCCUGUGGGGUUCUGUCACCGCUGCGUCCCGUCUCUGCUCUCCAAUAGCGCGUUUAAAGCCUUAGUGGCAAAUCUGCUAAACGAGCUAGCUUUUAAACACAAACAGCCACAGAUCUCUCACCCCUUCCGUCAGCUAUCAUUACUACAGUAAACGAGAGAGCGCUAACCAUCAGUCGCAGUUUUCUAACUUCAAACGUCUUUUGUUUUUCACAACUUCAAAUGGUGUUUUUCUUUUUGGGCCUCUGCUAGUUUGUCCUAAAGUGCUGCACGAAUGCCCGGUCUACGGAUCUGCAGCUGUGCACUAUUGUGGAAUUCACAUGGGGCUUGGCAGCGUUUGAUCGAACAGAGAUGGCAAUGGCGGCAUCAACAAGUCAACUCCAUGCCCUGAUUUUGUUCUGCUUAGUGACUGAACCAGGUUCGAUGAUUAAAAUCAUCUGGUUUAGUCGCUGAUUUGAAGACAAACACGGCAUGGAGAUGAUUUGUUGAUGCCACAGUUUCCAUCUCUGUGAUUGAAUCCGAAUGUCUUUAUUUCCAAGUUGAAGUAAUGGCUCAAAAAAUGACAUCUCAAUCGUGCCAACAAUAUUGUAUUAUACAUUGUGCCCAUCAUUGCUCUGGAAGUGGAAAAUAGCACGAUACAGGGCCUUUAAAUGACUAUUCACAUAUGGGUUCAGUUGUUUUCAUAUCACCAUCAGGCAUUUGUGCCUUCACGGUGAUCCUCUACAGCAGGGGUGCCCAACCCUGGUCCUCGAGGGCCGGUAUCCAGCAUGUUUUAGUUUUAAUUCGGCUUCAACACACCUGAUUUCAAUCAGCAGGUAAUUAAUAGGCUUCUGCAGAGCCUGAUGAGAUGCUACACAGGUGAUUCAACCAGUUAAUCAAGUGCGUUGGAACAGAAAAACCGCAGGGGUGCCCAAUCCUGGUUCUGGAGGGACCAGGAUUGGGCACCCCUGCUCUACAGAAACCCAGAGUAAACGUGAAUGAAUAUCAAACAUUACCUGAAAGUGAUGUUUUAAGCGGUGUAAAGAGAUUUGUGGAAAACCAAGUCUUUCUUUUUUUUUGAAGAGCCUGGUAAGAACCAACUAUAAUACUGGGCCGGUCUAGGACCGGAUCCUUUUUGGUGGAUAAACCCUUAAUAAGAACAAAAACAUACCUUUGUGGCCUUCUAUUAAGAUGCUGCUUUUCAAAAGCACAUCAUCAAUCAAUUAAAGAAAAGCUGUUGUUGUGUUUGGUUAACAUCCCCGAUUGGGCGGGGAGGGAUAACAGUUCUAAUGAACCUCCGUGAGUCGGAGCCAUUCAGAGUGUUUAAAAACCAGACAGAACUCACAGCUUGUGUGUGGCUCCAGACCUUUACCCCGGUGCCAGACGCACAGUGGGCAUGCGGUCAGGAAAAAACCUGGCAGAAGCCACAAACAACAGGUGUGUGUGUGUGUGUGUGUUAUACCCGUAGAUGCAUAACUGCACCCUCAAGUCCCAUGUCAUUAAUGCCAAAUGCAGUCAAAGAAGCCAAAUUCUGAGUAGGAUGGCUGAUCCAGACCUCAUACCAGACAUUUAUUAUCUUUUCUCUGCCAGCAGGUGAAAAACUCUGCUGCUGUUACCAAAUAUAAUCACCAGAACAACCAUUCCUGAUGUUGUGAUUCUCCAAGAGAUCAAUCACGCAUCCACAAGCAAAAUUACUUCACAGUCAAAUGCACCAAUCAGCCGCAUGAGAGUUGCCAUAUUACUCUGAAAAACAACAAAAGAAACAGGUGGUCAAUUUGCUCCCUGAUUAACCCCCUCCGACAGCGCUGGCCUCGUGCUAGGCUCACCCUGCUGUCACCAAAGCCCGUUUCAGCACAAUUCACAACCAAAGCUGAGGCCACACCUGCUCUAUUCGUGUAAAUCCUUAAACGUGUUACCAGACACUACUGAACCACCGCUGCACACUUCAGAAUACAAAAGACCAAUAUGCAGGUAAGAGCGCCCCCAAGGGGUGGCCAGGGGUGGCCAUGACCACCCCUAGAAAAGUGCUGGCCCCCCCCAGGAAAAGUCAUACUUAAUAAAUCAUAUUAAUGUUCAGUCAAAACAUAUAUUGAUCGUGUUUAUUCAAGAUAUAAUUGUAAAACAAAAUAAAAAUAAUACAAUUAAUAGGUAAAGAAAUAAUUAGAAUAAAACAACAAAUACAUAUGUUUUCCGCUGCUUACAUUUAAAAAAAGUUUUUAUCUCCAUAGUUUUUGUGAACACAACAACAGGUGAGUUAACCUGAAAAAAUAAAUUUGUAAAUUAAAAUUGGAAUAACAUUUUAAAUAACUGAAAUGUACUUUUCUGAAAUGUUUGUGUUUGUAAAAUUCAAGUAAAAUGUUUUGGAUACGUACUGCUUUUUUAUAAAUAAAAAUGAAUAAAGGAGCAACGCAGUACAUUGCCACAGGCUAAACUAAAUGCAGUGUGUGGCAGAGGUGUGCCACCCCAAAAAUUUGUUUGGCCCCAUCUGUAACGUAGCUGUUACUUACAAAAUGGCCAGAUUAAUGGUGGUUCUUUCCUCCUGUGGGAAGUUUGUUGAACUUGCAGCCCUUUUCCCUCCGUUUUCUCCACGUCUGGUUCGAUGACUUCACUUUCGUGAAGCGCAUUUGUACUCCUGGACUUAUUUUCACACAAAACCUAAAAAAGUGUUUCCCCCGUUCGAAAAUAAGCACGUUCUUGGUAUCAAAAUGUGUCUUUAAAAUUCACGGACUUCAUGUGUGAAAUCCAUGACACAAAGCAAGCGGAAAUAGAAAAUAGCUUUUUAGCCCAGUUGACUUGCGUUCGUUUUUUCAUUCUUCCCGGGACCCAUGGCGUGGAAGUAGAUGGGCGUGACUUAGGCUCUUUAUUUGGUACGAAGGUGGUCCGGAUUCCGAUGUUCGGACUCCGGACAAACUGCCAUUCACACCGACCAAGGUUCAUGUGUCUCCAGUUAUCUGCUCCCACAUGUUUAAAAAUACAGCUGUAAUAAUAAUGUGAACUAGGGCUGGGCAAUACAUCAAAAAUGUAUUGUUAUGGAAACUUCUGACUCUAACCAAUACCAUUUUGCCCACGCCAAAAAAUUCUGUAAUAAAAAAGGGAAAGAUGUGUGUGGGUUGGCGAUGUCCAUGUCCCUUUAAGAAGCUGUACCACCUCCAGUCACAUGACAACGUGACCCAACGUAUUCCAUGCCACAGCCCCAUCUAGUGGACAACUUUUGUUUUUGCGCACACAUGUAGUUAUUAUCCAUUUAUUGUUAUCGAGGUGAACUCCUCAAUAUGCCGUAAUUUUGAUUUUGUCAUAUCGCCCAGCCCACCUGUGAACUUAAAUUACGAUCAUUAAUAAUAAAACUAAAGCCAGCAAAAAGAAUGGUUUCAUUUUCAAAAAUACCGAAUACAACUUGCUGUUCCACGUCUCACUUCCUGUCCGGCUCAUUUCUUUAGGUUCAUGACAAUCCGUGUGUGGCGUCCCGUAAAAACAGACUCCAUGCAGACACGUUCCGGAGCUCCGCAUCCGGAUCCGUGCUGCAGCCGGUGUGAAUCCUCUGAUUGGUCUCACUGAUGUUUUAACUCUGCAGGAGCCGUACGGAAACUGGGCCACAUCCGUACCGCACUGAGUGUGACAAGCGCUUUGAUCACCUGUACAGCAGCAAAGCUUCAGCACACAGCUGCAGCUUUAUGAUGAAGCGGCUCUUGUACAGAUUUCACGACAACACAGAAAAAUGCAGCUAAAUGUGGAUGGAUCGCUAUGAUAAUCAUAACGGUCAAUAAGCGUUCCCUGCUGCAGCAAAAAAAAAAAAAAAAGUUUUAAACAGUAAAAUUGAUAGGCGGGAGAGUAAGAUGCUACCUCCUGUUACUUGCACUGCUUUAGGGCUGACACUUAUGUUUUCCUCGUUUCUUAUUUAAUUUCCAAACACUGGAGCAGUUUUCCGUAACACCCUAGAGCCGGUUUAAAGCUGUUAUUUAACCGGAGUGUGAAAACACUGAAGGGGUUUUAGGUAACUGUGAUUCAGUUUGCCACUUGCUGCUAUAUUUGACUUUUUGUUUUUGAGAAGACAAAAGAAAAUUGUUUGCUUUAAUUUAUUAUGUAACUUAUUCAUUAAAGAGAUUCAGUUUCUGUUCAAAACAUGUAUUUAAAAGCAUUAAAAAAUUAAAGUCUUAAUAGAUUUUC
Molecule: messenger RNA, 7398 nt
Organism: Nothobranchius furzeri (turquoise killifish)
Lineage: Eukaryota; Metazoa; Chordata; Actinopteri; Cyprinodontiformes; Nothobranchiidae
Product: myocardin
Biological process (GO): positive regulation of transcription by RNA polymerase II; smooth muscle cell differentiation
Cellular component (GO): nucleus
Molecular function (GO): transcription coactivator activity
Source: RefSeq, a predicted model, not a curated record